GAAAUUUAUUUACGCAGUGGGAAAUAGUGCAAGGUUUCAUGUUUCACUAUCCAAACUUGGGUAGAGCGCUGCCGCUGGUAAACGUUAGGAUUUUGCUAAAAGAAGCGUUCCAUAACUUCCAUUAUUACGCGGCCUUCUCUCACAUCAAACAGUGAAAUAAAAAAUGGCAACUGAAUCAAAGAAGAAUAACAAUGCUUCUAUUCCGACAAGAUUCAAAAUCGCAAUCUGUAUUCUGGUGCUAAUUAUUGUAGGUCUUAUUGUUGCUCUUAUUGCAGUUUCUGUUAAACAAUCUGACGACGAUCAAGACGACACGAAGACUUGCUCACAAAGCUCGACUAUAAAACCAAAGUUCACAAAAUCUCAGGAUCUGUUUCGAGAUUUAACUGAAGAUGAGCUUCUUGAAGUGCGCGACUACAUCGUGAACAAUGCCUCACUGAAUGUCACUCCUUUCGAGAAAGCCACAGUUGACUCGAACUACAUUUUCUUGAUUGAACUACAGAAUCCUAUCAAAGACGAAGCCGUUGCAUAUCUUGACGGCAACGGACUAAAACCAACAAGAGCGGCAAAUGUUAUAAUAUUCAAAGGAGCGGAAUUUCCUCCUGUGAUUCAAGAGGUUUUGGUAUAUUUUGCUGAACCAAUGAGACAUGAAAUAAACCGGUUACUGACAAAUGAUGACAUUCCGUUUCAUACCCGACCUCCAAACAGCUACGAAUAUGCAAAGAUAGACGAAAUUGUCACUAAUUUUGGAGAAAAAACUCACGAUAUUUUGAAAGAAAGUUACGAUGGUUAUAGCAUAGUCAACUGCACGGAUCGUUGUUUGAGUUUCAGUGAUAGUGGGCCAACGUCUAUCUAUAGUUCAAAUGAACAUGAAGCAUUUAUUUGGUUUGUGCGAGGCGUGAAAGGACAAUAUGUACACCCAGUAGGGCUGGAAAUCUUGAUACAACGUAAGGGAACGGAUGUUAGCAAAUGGCGAAUUGAAAAGGUCUACUACAAUGAACGAGUCUUCGAUUCAGUUGAUGAAUUCGUCAAGUUAUAUAAACUUGGAAACGUCACAAAAGUUAAACUUCCUGCUCCUAAAGGAAAAGAUCUUACAUUUUCCACUCUGAACAGACGAGGAACAAAUCUUCAACCUUCUCUACCAUUACGUGAACCUGAACAAUUUGAACCUGAUGGUAAACGUUACACAGCAGAAAACAAUCAUAUCGAAUACAUGGGAUGGAGUUUUGAUUUUCGUGUUCGUACAACAUCAGGUCUACAAUUGUUUGAUAUCAGAUUUAAUGGAGAAAGAAUCGUGUACGAAUUAAGCUUACAAGAACCUGCAUCAUUUUACAGUGGUUAUUCGCCAAUGCAAUCCUACAGCAAUUAUCUUGACACUGCCUGGGCACUUGGAGCUAAUUUUGAGCUUGUGAAAGGUGUUGACUGUCCCAAAUCUGCUAGAUACUUCGAUGUUGUAAAUUUUGUCGACUCGUCAAAACCAGGAAAACGUCGUAAUGCUGUUUGCGUCUUUGAACACAAUCUAGGAAUUCCGCUUCGCCGCCAUUUUGAGAACGACUUUGAAGGUAGUUAUACUUUUUAUGGAGGAAUGCAAGGUACAGGACUUGUUUUAAGAACAAUAUCCACACCAUAUAACUACGACUAUAUAUAUGAUUUCAUAUUUUACCCCAACGGAGUCAUUGAAUCGAAAGUUUCCACAACGGGCUACUUACAAGCAACAUUUUGGACCCCUGAAGAAGACGAAUAUGGUAAUCAAGUGUAUAAAAAUGUCGCUGGCUCACUGCAUGAUCAUAUGAUCCAUUACAAAGUUGAUCUAGAUAUUGCAGGAAGAAAUAACAGAUAUGAAACAAUAACAACAAAAAUCGAGAACAUUUCUUCAUCGUGGUUUCCAAACAAACGUCAUGUCCAGAAAAGAAUAAUACGUGAUCUAAAGAAAACUGAAGUCGACGCUGCUUAUAAAUUUGAUUUUCAACAUCCAUCUUAUCUGAAUUUCUUUAACUCAGCAAAGAAGAACACUCAUGGUGUUCGACGAGGAUAUCGGGUUCAACUCAAUGGAAUACUUCAUCAAUUGUAUCCAGAAAACUGGCAAUUUACAAAUGGUUUCAGUUGGUCACAUUAUCAACUUGCAGUAACAAAAUACAAGAAAAACGAAGACAGAAGUUCAUCUAUUUACAACCAAAAUGACGUGUACAAUCCAGUUGUAGACUUUAAAAAGUUUUUUUUGGAUAACGAGAGCAUUGUGGAUGAAGAUUUAGUCUCGUGGAUAACUGUAGCUAUCAUGCACAUCCCACAUUCUGAAGAUAUUCCCAACACAUCAACACCUGGCAACCAUGCUGGAUUUUUUCUUCGACCUUUCAAUUACUUCGAUGAAGAUCCCUCAAUAUCAUCAAGAGAUAGUGUUUUGAUCACGCCAACUGAUGAAGGUUCAAAGGUUGAUAGAUUUGGUAGACCUCAUGGUUCUCAAUGCGUUCCCCCGGAAGUACCCAUUGAUUACAACGGACGAGAAUUAUAAUCAAAGGUAGAAUCGAUACAUUACAUAUAUGUUUUAUGAUUAUAGUGAAUGGGGAAUAGACGUAGAAUAGACGAGGGAAUGAUGAUUAUACUUUGACUAAACUUGAUAUUUUAGGAAUAUAAAUAUAGGGAAAAUAUGGGAAAAUAGUAUAGACCUGGAGGACUAUGAAAUAUUAUAGUCACUUGAACAGGAUGUGGAUUUAAUCAAUAUUUACGAAUAGAUACAUGUACACACUUAGCAUCUGAUAGUAUUACUUAAUAUGGAUGCGCGGAUAUUGUUGGUCAGGCUGUAGGUGUAAAUGUUAUGAACUGACAAUAAUUGUUUCAGUAUUCCUAUAAGCAUAUUGUGUUAAAUGUUUGCUGAUUCGGUUGAGAGAUCAGUGAGUUUCAUUAUAAUUUCUAUGAUACAGGUUACAAACGAGAUCUGAGUAGUGAGAUAUUUUUGCCUGCAAAGGAAAAUAUAUUAUUAAUAAAUAUAUUAUUAUAAAAAAUAUAUUAUUAUUACAAAGUA
Messenger RNA from Dendronephthya gigantea, 3016 nucleotides. Its product is annotated as amiloride-sensitive amine oxidase [copper-containing]-like. Lineage: Eukaryota; Metazoa; Cnidaria; Anthozoa; Malacalcyonacea; Nephtheidae. The record is from RefSeq and is a predicted model, not a curated record. Gene Ontology annotation, biological process: amine metabolic process. The transcript is spliced from 2 exons. Bases 164 to 2506 code for a protein of 780 amino acids. Gene Ontology annotation, molecular function: quinone binding; copper ion binding; primary methylamine oxidase activity. Gene Ontology annotation, cellular component: plasma membrane.